AUACCAAACCACACCCAUCCUUCUCAUCUUGGCAUCCCAAAGCCAAAUCACAAUAAAACAAUUCCUUUAUCCAAAAAUUGAGGUUUCAUAUAUUCAUCCUUCUAUGAAAUCUCAAUUCUUUUAUUCUACAAAAAGAAAAAAAAAAAUAGUUUUGUUUUAAUUUCUUCAUUCUAGUUUAUUUGUAGAUUUUAUAAAUCUUGUUAGUUUUUGUUUUUUUUGAAAAACUAAAUCUUGUUAGUUGUUACUGCUAUUGUUGUAUGUUUGUGAAAUUUGUAUUUUGGUUGGCUUGAAAAUUUUGUUGUUCGAAGAUGGCUGUGGAUGGUGCGAAAAUUGUGGAGGAAACCGCCCCUUGCGGCGGCUCUGCGCCGGGCUCCCCCCUGAACAAGAUCAAAUUCAUGUGCAGCCACGGCGGUAAGAUUCUCCUCCGCGGGGGAGAUUGUCAUCUCAAAUACGCCGGUGGUGAGACCCGCGUCAUCUCUGUGCCGCGAGACAUUAAACUUGAAGAACUGAUGAAGAAGCUUAUGUACCCGAUAGAGGGAGGAGAUAUGGUGCUGAAGUAUCAGAUAUUCCCGGAAGACCUAGAUGCCCUGGUGUCAGUCAAAUCCGACGAGGACCUCCGGCACAUGAUGGAGGAGCACGAGCGUUGCGAGGCGGCAGGGGCGCCGAAGCUUCGGGCGUUCCUCUUCCCUGCAAAGCCGGUGGUGUUAGAUCACCAUGGUAAUCCCCGCGCAGCAGAGGCAUUAGAGCAGUGUUACGUUGAUGCGAUCAAUGGCAAGCCUCUUCCUUCUAAAACGGUUUUCAGCGUCUCCUCAGCCUGUUCACCUCCGACAUCUCCUGAAAGCUGCACAAAUGAUGCCCCAAAUCAUGAUCAAGUUAUGAUUAAUGUCAGUUACAGUAUGCAUAAAGUUCAAAGCAUGCCUAGUAUUUAUAACAUUGGCGGUCAGCCGCAAAGCAGCAGCAGCCAUUAUAUUCCUGCACACCAACAAUUCUCUCACCAACAUCAUCUUCAUCCUUAUUAUUACAACUCCAGACAGCAAAUGUAUCAAGGGAAUCAGUCAGCCAAGCUGCCUUUUGAUCUGCCCAGAGGGUCCGAGAGGCUCAUUUCGGUUAGGUCAGCCAACAGGGUUGACGGAACAAGUCACCAAGCGGAUCACAACCCUCAUUAUAACAACUACUACUCCCCAUCUAGGCAUAGCCGAGGCAGUGGUUGCACAAGAUGUUUGGCUCCUUUUGAUGAUUGCAGGCAGUUUUACAAUAGAUGCGACAGAGCAGCUGGGGGUCCAUCUCCAAGCCCUCUUAUUCUCUGAGCCCUGACAGGGCUCAUGGCCACGGUGGUGGUACUCCCAAGCCGCCAUGGUUGACAACCUGCAUACUUAAGUGCACAUAUACUGGUGUGUAUAUUUGCUUGUUUAUAGGAGAAGACUAGGUUAACGUUUUAAAUUGGGAUAGUAUAUAGCUGAAAGGAGAGAGAGAGAGAGAGAAUUACCAAUGAAGGAGAUUUGUUGAAUUGUGGAUAGUUUAUAGGAGCCACUCACCAAGACAGCUUCUUGGACUAGAUUAGAAGUACCUGUAUGUGCUUCAUGUGCAGUUGAAUUUUGAGAAUUUUUUGCAUUCU
Ipomoea triloba (trilobed morning glory) is the source of this 1615-nucleotide messenger RNA. RefSeq lists its product as uncharacterized. Gene Ontology annotation, molecular function: protein binding. Bases 309 to 1307 code for a protein of 332 amino acids. Lineage: Eukaryota; Viridiplantae; Streptophyta; Magnoliopsida; Solanales; Convolvulaceae. The transcript has 2 exons. The record is from RefSeq and is a predicted model, not a curated record.